This is a messenger RNA of Rhagoletis pomonella (apple maggot), 588 nucleotides long. Its product is annotated as larval cuticle protein A2B-like. The coding region runs from base 42 to 482 and encodes 146 amino acids. Gene Ontology annotation, cellular component: extracellular matrix. The record is from RefSeq and is a predicted model, not a curated record. NCBI's taxonomy places the organism in Eukaryota, Metazoa, Arthropoda, Insecta, Diptera, Tephritidae. The transcript has 2 exons.
UAAGCAGUCAAAUUAAUUAGCUCAUUAUUUUUUCACAGACCAUGAAGCCACGCCAGCUAUUAAUGUAUGACUUUAUUGCCUGCAUAAUAUAUCUACAAUUGUCUGCAAGCAAUUCUCAACCUUCAACCGCCCAACGGCAGCAGAAUCCGCUUUUAUCAGAGUUUUAUUCAGAUUACAAAAAUCAACACAACAAUGAUGAGCUGAGGUACGCUUAUCAUUACUUCGUUGACCAUCCAGAAUCAAUGGUGCAUUUGCAUCAUCAGGAGGAGCGCCAAGGCACAACAGUUAAAGGAGAAUAUGGGUUGUUGCAGCCAGACGGUUCUGUGCGCAACGUUUAUUACAGCGUAGACGGAAGUGGAGGAUUUCGAGCUAUUGUACGCACCCGAACAGCAGCCAGCAGCACACAUCAGCGUUUGCAUUUACAGCAACAACAGCCGAACAAACCCAUACAACAUGCGCAACCAGUGGCAUUCAUUAAUUGAAUAGUGGAACAUUUCAAAAUGUGAUUAGUGAAGUAGAAAUAUCUACAUACAUACAUACAUACAUAUGUAUGUAUAUGUAAUAUGAUCCUUUUUCCCAUUGUCGAAU